AUGGCAUUAUCACCAUGCUCAUCUCUAACAAUUAAGGUGGACCGGUAUGAGCCAGUGCUUGUUAAACCCUCAAAACCAACACCUAAAGAGAUAAAACUAUUAUCAGAUAUAGAUGAUCAAGAAGGGCUGAGAUUUCAUGUUCCUGUGAUAUUCUUUUACAAGAAUAAUAACAACCCUUCAGUGAAAUUAGGGCAAGACCCCAACAGGGUCAUUAGGGAAGCACUAGGUAGAGCUCUAGUGUACUACUACCCGUUUGCCGGAAGGCUUAGGGAAGGUUCCAACGGGAAGCUCAUGGUGGAUUGCACCGGUGAAGGGGUCUUGUUCGUGGCGGCUAAGGCGGAUGUCGGGUUCGAUCAACUCGGAGAUGCAAUCCGACCACCAUCUCCAUUCCUAGAUCAGUUCUUGUAUAAUGUUCCUGGAUCGGAUGGUAUUCUUGGCUGUCCAUUGUUGUUGAUUCAG
Morus notabilis is the source of this 459-nucleotide messenger RNA. Its product is annotated as methanol O-anthraniloyltransferase-like. The transcript has a single exon. The annotation marks the transcript as partial. Lineage: Eukaryota; Viridiplantae; Streptophyta; Magnoliopsida; Rosales; Moraceae. The record is from RefSeq and is a predicted model, not a curated record.